GGAGCUGUCGGGAGGAGCCCGAGUGGGCGCAGAAGGGUCCCAAGGACAGGGCAGCCUACCCCACCCCAGCCUCGAAUGAGAAACAAAAGCCCCUAAGGGGGGACUGGGGGUCCCGGGUGCCGCGACCCAGGCUGUGGUGCUCGCGCGGGACUCGGGCCGAGCCCUGCCUUUCCCUUCCCACAAAGGGGAAGCCUGCAAAGCUGGGGAGGCUCUGCCCUUCCUGGCUCGUCCCCGUCGCCCCCUUCUCUCCCUCAGCCCGAUGCAGGGUGCGCGCACUAGCGUGGGCGCUAAUGCACAUAUACACGCGACGUUGUGGGCUCGUGCACGCGUGCAGGCUGGUGUGUGUCGUCGAUUGUUUAAAGCCACAGGGAAAAUGGUGGAAAAUUCACCGUCGCCAUUGCCAGAAAGAGCGAUUUAUGGCUUUGUUCUUUUCUUAAGCUCCCAAUUUGGCUUCAUGCUGUAUCUCGUGUGGGCUUUUAUUCCUGAACCUUGGCUAAACUCCUUAGGCUUAACCUAUUGGCCUCAAAAAUACUGGGCAGUUGCAUUACCUGUCUACCUCCUCAUUACUAUAGUAAUCGGUUAUGUGCUCUUAUUUGGAGUAAACAUGAUGAGUACUGCUCCGCUCAGCUCCAUUCAUACAAUCACAGAUAACUACGCUACAAACCAACAGCAGAAGAAAAGCCAAGAAGAGGCCAUCCCAGCAUUAAGAGAUAUCACGAUUAGUGAAGUGAACCGAAUGUUCUUCCUUUCAACCGGAGAACUUUACACCAAAAACUGAAUUGUAUCUAGACUAACACCAAACAUUUGUGAGAAGUUUUUGACUGUAAUUUUGACCAUAAGUAUUUGAACUAUCUCUCUUGUAUUUAAUACCCAAUAUUGAAAAUUUUUAAAAUGUGAGCUGAACUUCUUAGAUUAAGUUCCAUUAAUAUCAUAAAUGUUCUCAAAUAUUAGUUGUUAGUGGACAGAAUAAAAUACUGCAUUACCAUAUAGCAGACUUUUAAAGAAAUAAGUAUCAGUAAAACAAGAAGCCCCACCAGAGAGGCGUUCAUGUUGUCAUUUUCAAAGGGCAGUUUCAUCCUUCCUGCUUUUUGUUCUUAGAGGCCCAGAAUUCAAAGCCUUAGAUUUAGGAGAAGAGUGGUACAUUUAAUUUAAUCUAAAAACAAACAUUUAUUGAUUACUUACUGUAUACCAGAUAUUUUUCUAGGCAUUGGUUGAUGUAGCAAUGAUAAGAUUAUCUCCUAAAAAGCCAACAUUUUGGAGGCAUAUUGUGACAGACUAAGCAAAUAAACAAGAAAAUGUUUGUGAUGAAUGCUGUACAGAGAAUUAGGAUAGGAUGAUGUGGGGAGUAAAAGGGUACCCACCUUAGAUUGGUGGUCAGCAAAGACUGCUCAGAAGGAGGCAGUUGAGACUGAGAUUUGAUUAGCAAAAACAGGAGCCAGUCAAAAAUGUUGGAGGGGGCAUUCCAUGUGCAAAGCAUCCAGGGCAAAGACCUUCAGAUGGGGAGGCUCUGAGUGUCCUGAGGACAGAAGGCCAGCAGGGGGCCUAGUGCAUCUGUGCAAGGGGUUGUGGGGUGAGCCUGGAGAGACCCAGGAGGACCAAAGGGCUUUGUCGGCCAGUGUAGCAAGUCUGGACUAAAGUGUCAGUGUGAUGAGUUUGACCCCCUUCAGAUCCAGAGCUAUGGGGAUGCUGAUGUAUUUUUUUAAGAGUCACUCAGGAUGGAUUCAGGAGGCGAAGUUGAGGAUGGGGCAAGAGUAUGGAAGUAAGGCCAGUCAGGAGGCCGCUGUCUAGUCCAGGCAGGAAACGCUCACCGCUUAGAGCAAAGUGGUAGCCGUGGAGCUAGGGAGGAGUUGGUAGCUUUGCACUAUUUGCUCGAGGCAGCUGGUUGACUGGGUACAGAUCUGACUGUGCAGGUUAAGCCUGCUACUGAGAGAAGUUGUGAUCAAAAGCCAGUCCUUGUUUUUUUAUUUUUUGAUGUUUUGUGGGGUUUUUUGGAUUAGCGAACUGUAUUCAUGAAUGGUUAUACCUUUCGCUGAAUCAAACAGUGUUUGGGGAAGUUCAGUUGAUGGGGUGGGAGGACUUGGUCUGUCAAUUAGUUUGAAUGACGCUGCCUUAUCUGUGUGUGUCCAUGUGAGAUUAAGAAGCUUAAAUAGAAAUAAGUUUAAAGAAAACAAACCAUAUAUAACUUAGCAAGAGUAUACUCACAUUUGGCCAGUGGGACCAUAUCUAAAUUCACCUAGCAUUCAAGGCCUUCUAGCUUUUGAUAGUGGAGCUACAUAUUUUAACUUAGGCAAAUUUGACUAUAGUUUCUAAGUCAAAUAGUAAAAGAAACUAAUUAUUUUAAAUAGUUGGGGAAACUAUAACUUCCAUUUCAAUAACCAUAUCCCCAUUCAGAGAGCAGGAGAUGGCUAACAUGGAUUUACUAUUCCUGUUCUCUAGUUUGCCCCAGUUCCCAUAUUUAUUGUGGUAAGAGCAUGUCACCACACUUAAGAGUAGUUUAGGGGGACCAACCAAAUCCAUCAAGGGUAGGAUAGUAAAUAAACUGUGUCUGUUUAAACAAAGUGGGAAACUAUACAGCUAUGCAAACAAGAAUGAGUUACUGCUCUAAACCACAUGAAUAAAUAUCACUGAAUAUUGGGCAAAAAAAAAAGCCAGGCAUAGAACAUAUACUGGAUGGUUUACAUGAAGUUCAAAAUCAGGAAAAACUUUUCUGUUGUUAUAAAUAGUAGAAUAGUGGUACCAACUAGGAUGAGGCAUGAGGAAAUGCCCUGACCAGUUGGAAAUGCCCUAUGUCUUGAUCUGGGUUGUGUGCCCAAAGGGCUUUUGCAUAUCUGGGUCACCUUUAGAAAUUAAAGUAGGAAUUGAAAAAUAUUUACAUGUUUGUAAGUAAUAAGCCUAUUAUAUUUUGGUAUAUUUAAAAUAGCAUAUUAUGAAAAAUAACUAUCUUCCAAAACAAAAAAUAUUUAGUGAGAUGAGUAGAAUUGUUUCACAUUUUUUACAGAAAAUCUCUGUAAUGUCUGGUUUAAUGGAACCAGAUAUGGUCUCAUCUGCUUCUGCAUUCAAUCUGUUCUGGUAUCAUAUGUCACAAGCUUCUGGGAAACUGCUGCAGCCUUGUGGGGAUGAGAAUGAAAAAGACAAAUAAGCAUCUGAGUGGUAUUAUGAAGUUGAUUUAGACCUGAGAGAGCCCCCUGAAACAGGGCCUCCAGACCACUUGAGAACUGCUAGCUAAUGGACCUCACCUAGCAUGUGUGUAUGAGUGUGAACUAGAACAGAAUACAGUAUAGCAGAGGGCAUUGCACUUGGUAAGGAGAAAUAUGUUGAUUGAACACCUCUGUGGUCACUUCAGAUCCUCUGUUCCACCUCUUAGUCCAGUCACUGAAGCUACACAGGUGCCACUUGAUACUGUCCUCUGGCAGGAAGGGGAGUUAACACACAUAGGACCCUCUGGAGGCUAGCAUGGGGCAGGCAUCCUAUCCCCUAAGGAGACCAUUCUGAGCUCCAUUUCCAGACUCUUUGGGAGGUUUUGUAAGAUGGAGCUGUGGUCUCCAUGGCAACAGGGAGCUCAGAACACAACGCCUGCAUUGGCUCUCUCUGCUUUUUUUUGCUCCCCUUGCUUCCCACUCCUGCUCCCCAGUGUCACUUUGCAAACAGACUGCCCACACACAAGCCUUUUUCACAGGUUCUGCUUUCAGGGGAACUCAAGCUGAGAUGUUCUUGUUCUAUCAGUUAUGGAACCAUGAUGUAUAGUGCAUUUCCCUGCUGUAUGUCAUUAUCUAAGAAAAAAAUUUAAAAGACAGUGUGUUUUGCAAUAAGCCCAAAUAAUAGCAUAAAGCACUCCAAAUAAAAAAUGUCAGUAAUUUAAAAA
Molecule: messenger RNA, 3862 nt
Organism: Manis javanica (Malayan pangolin)
Lineage: Eukaryota; Metazoa; Chordata; Mammalia; Pholidota; Manidae
Source: RefSeq, a predicted model, not a curated record